Molecule: messenger RNA, 1192 nt
Organism: Ailuropoda melanoleuca (giant panda)
Lineage: Eukaryota; Metazoa; Chordata; Mammalia; Carnivora; Ursidae
Product: ropporin-1
Exons: 6
Coding region: 73-711 (212 amino acids)
Biological process (GO): sperm capacitation
Cellular component (GO): motile cilium; cytoplasm
Source: RefSeq, a predicted model, not a curated record
CUGAGGCCAGACGCGAGGUGUCGCCCCGUACCAGACAGCCCGUUUGGGAGCGAGCCUCAGGUCGACCCAUCAAUGCCUCAGACAGAUAAGCAAAUAUGCAUCCCCCCGGAGCUGCCGGAAUUGCUGAAACAAUUCACCAAAGCCGCCAUUCGGACCCAGCCGCAGGACCUCAUCCAGUGGGCCGCAGAUUAUUUCGGGGCUAUGUCCCAUGGAGAGAUUCCUCCGGUGAGAGAACGGUCUGAGCGAGUGGCUUUGUCUAACUGGGCAGAGCUUACACCUGAGCUGUUAAAGAUCCUGCAUUCUCGGGUUGCUGGCAGACUGAUCAUUCAUGCAGAUGAGCUGGCCCAGAUGUGGAAAGUGCUGAGUCUCCCAACAGAUCUGUUUAAUAGUGUGAUGAAUGUGGGCCGCUUCACGGAGGAGAUUGAGUGGCUGAAGUUUUUAGCUCUUGCUUGCAGUUCUCUUGGAGUUACCAUUGCCAAAACUCUCAAAAUAGUGUGCGAAGUGUUAUCAUCUGACCAUGACGGUGGACCUCCCCGGAUCCCAUUUAGCACCUUCCAGUUCCUCUACACAUAUAUUGCCGAGGUCGAUGGGGAGAUCUCUGCCUCCCAUGUCAGCCGAAUGCUGAACUACAUCGAACAGGAAGUAAUUGGUCCUGAUGGUUUAAUCAAAGUCAAUGACUUUACCCAAAACCCGAGGGUUCGGCUGGAGUAAAAGCACUGUUUUGGCCAUUUUAAAGGAAGAUAACAGAAAUGAUUGUGCUUCAGAAUGACUGAACCCCACGCACCAUCCAAAGUCAAUUUUCUUGUACAACUGGUCCGCACUAAUAAACAAUUAGGCAAACAUAUGAACCCAGAAAUGUGUGGAAUUAAGAUGUAACAUUGUUGGAACAAAACACCUACAUUAACGGAAGAUAUGUAUCCUUCCCACAUGGACACUGACUGAAAGUGGCUAACCAAGCACUGAUAGAAAAUGUCUCUCAAGUCAAAGCCAGGCUGUGAGAUUUUCACAGGUAGCAUGUCAACCAGACACAGUUUUGAGGUUUUGUGAUUACUAAGCAUAACUUAGAGGAGCAUCUUUUACAUAGUCAAUCCACAUUUUUACCAGUUCAGUUCGCCAUUUGUUGGUAUGAUGCUUGUCACUCACUCACUGAUAUUUGUUGAGGUUAGCUAUCUGCGAGGAAUAGGUUGCCAAA